AUGGAUAUAGAGCUCCGCCGGCUUGAAAAGUCCAUGAUUGCUCAAUCCCAGCAACUGACUGCUCCUCAGGGGAAAGCCGACCAUACAGCAAUUAAAGAUAAUCCCCUGUUAUCUCGUACCAUUCAAAAGGGGAAUGAACAGCAGACCUAUUCACGUCGAGUCACACGUUCCUUCCUCAAAAACGAAUCGCUUAAUUUCAUUCCCGCCCACCGGCCAACCGACUCACUCAAUCAAACAGAAAAUAUCACAGAAAGCGAGCUUCCAAGUGAUUGCGUUCUUUUCUACAUCCCUAGCCGUUCAAUCCAAUCCGAUAUCCUUGAUUUCCCUGUGCUGUCUAGCCCUAACCGCUAUUCCUUCGAUCUUGCAGCAAACCUUCUACUUGUCAAGAUGGUUACAAUAAUCCACUCUGACAUUGGUCAGUUUGUUAACCUAGCGCUGACCCGCGUUAUUACUGAGAUGGGUCUUGCAGCCUGCGUUCGCUUUUACGCUGGAGCCACAAUCAGGGAAGAGGGCCUUGGUAAAGAAGGGGACCAAGGGUGGGGCCCUCUUCCACCACCUCAAGGCUUUGCCGAUAAACCUACGGUGACCCUUGAGGUAGGAGUCUCCGAGUCUCAUGUCAAGCUCCUGCGGGACGUUGAGUGGUGGCUGCAUCCAUCCAAAGGCAAUGUCAACACAACAGUCACAAUCAAGGUUGACAGGAAGCGUCCUCAACUUUUGAUUGAUCGGUGGGAGCGUAUCGAUGGAAUGAUCCAGAGCACUCAGCAAAUCGAACUUUCAAGGGUCAAUGGACAAAUUGAAUUGACCAAUGACUCUCUGACAAUUCCCUUUGAAUCUCUUUUCUUGCGGCAACCAACUGGAAAUGAGAACGACAUUAACCUGGAUGGAGAAACCCUUCGGGAACUAGCUGGUAGAACAUGGCGUUUACAGGGGUUCUAA
Penicillium coprophilum is the source of this 936-nucleotide messenger RNA. RefSeq lists its product as uncharacterized. NCBI's taxonomy places the organism in Eukaryota, Fungi, Ascomycota, Eurotiomycetes, Eurotiales, Aspergillaceae. The coding region runs from base 1 to 936 and encodes 311 amino acids. The record is from RefSeq and is a predicted model, not a curated record. The transcript has a single exon.